CUGGUGGUGACACCGCCAAUAAACCAAACGUAAGUUUAUUGUGCCACCCUACUGCAAACAUCGAUUGGUGCGCAUCUCUAGCGAUAACAUUGCCGGCGAAAAUGGAAGCGGAUCAAUCAGCAAGCAAGGAAGCCGAAUCAUGCAUCGACCUCUUGGUAAUCGUGCUGGACACGAACCCCUCCCAGCACUUCGUGCGCCAGAACCCACAGAACCUCACGCAAAUCCUGGAGGCGGUGAUUGCCUUCGGGAAUGCUCACCUGAUGCAGAAGGCCCAGAACAAACUGGCUGUGGUAUCCUGCUCCCACCAUGCCACAAACUUCCUGUAUCCGCUGCCCAGGAGACAAGUGGAGCUGCGCCAAAUGGAUGGGCAGUACGAGGCGUUUAAUCUGGUAGAGAAGACGGUGAAGCAGCAGCUGGGCAGCAUACUGAUGAACGCACCACGGCUCAGUGCUCCUUGUGAGAGUCUCCUGGCCGGCAGCAUGUCCAUGGCGCUGUGCUACAUAUCCAGGCUCCAGAGGAAUCUGGCGCCUGGCGUCAAGAUGCAUUCCCGCAUCCUGGUCCUCACCGGCAGCAACGAGUGCGCCUCGCAGUACAUGACGUUCAUGAACGUCUUCUUCACCGCCCAGAAACUGGGCAUUACGAUCGAUACCUGCGCCCUGGACAAGACCCUCAGCUUGCUCCAGCAAGGCUGUGACAUUACCUCCGGACAGUUCCUCAAGGUCACCCAGCUGGACGGCCUGCUGCAGUACCUCCUGUGGGUCUUCCUGCCCGCCCCGCAGAUCCGUCACAAGUUGGUCCUGCCGCCACCGCCCAAGGUGGACUACCGCGCCUCCUGCUUCUGCCAUCGCGAGCUCAUCGACAUUGGCUACGUCUGCUCGGUUUGCCUGUCGGUCUUCUGCAAAUAUAGUCCCAUAUGCACCACUUGCCACACCAUUUUCAAGAAUCCCGGUCCUCUGCCCAUCAAGGGAAAAAAGAAAAAGAAGACCGACAAGCAAAUGUAAUUCCAGCAGUAGAAAAUACUGGUUACCAAAGGAAGCAGUAUGUUAAAUAUAAAGGUACCUUUUUAGUUUA
Drosophila simulans is the source of this 1071-nucleotide messenger RNA. It is a transcript of the gene Tfb4, whose product is annotated as general transcription factor IIH subunit 3. The record is from RefSeq and is a predicted model, not a curated record. Gene Ontology annotation, biological process: regulation of DNA-templated transcription; nucleotide-excision repair. The transcript is spliced from 5 exons. NCBI's taxonomy places the organism in Eukaryota, Metazoa, Arthropoda, Insecta, Diptera, Drosophilidae. Gene Ontology annotation, cellular component: transcription factor TFIIH core complex; transcription factor TFIIH holo complex. The coding region runs from base 102 to 1001 and encodes 299 amino acids.